UUGGUGUGGCAAUAACUUACCCAUUGUGCUAGGCGCUUCGCGGGGCUUUUUAAGCGGCACGUUGGCCCAGCUUACCUUACUUUACUGAGCCCAAGAGAUCCAAUGCACAGCCCACCAGCUUUCAAAGCUUCCUCCCAAUCAAUCAAUCAGACAUUACAACUCUUAAAUCUCUCAACCUUCCCAUCAGCUUUCACCACUAUCGCGCAUCGAAGCAGGAGUUUACCCGUCAGCCAAACUAUUCACCAUGUUGGGGGAAGAUCUCGUCAUUUAUUAUAAUGACUCCAUCGACUCAGAUAACCUGGCCGCGGCUAUGGCCUUGUACAGGGCCACACACUGGAUGCCGACCGUCCACGUGCUUUGGAUUCUAGAGCCCCGUCAAGUUUGUUUUGGACUAUCCAUGACUAUGGAUCAGAUCACCAGAUGCAAGGAAUUGAUAAAACUACAUUUUCCGUCCGUCGAGAACCCUUUCAAGACCCUUUUGAACGGUGGUAUCAAACAGCAGGAUAUUGAUGAUAUCAAAGAUCUGACCAAAGAGGAUCGCAAGACUCUCGAGAUGGCAGUGAAGCCCAAGUAUGGCUCAAUCGACGACGCUACCUUGCAUGGACGACUUAGUGCACUGGACCUGGCAACUUGUCUUUCCGAGUGGUCUAACGCUAACCCCGUCGAAGUUCUUGUGGACUACGAGACUCUGAAACAUAUCGAGAACCCAGUGAAUCUCCACAUGCAUCACCAUGAAGAACUUGUCAACCGGACUGAAGCUGAGCUGAAGGACUACUACGACAUCCUGAAGAAAGUGUUGAAUCCGGACCGUCGAACCGAUGACCUGAGAGGUUGGUAUCACGAGUGUAUCAGGAACCUCGAUCGUCGUGUUACGCUCUCACGCAUUUCUGUGGGAGGACUCGACUUGGACAACGUUUUGAAUCGGAUCAAGAACGCGGGAAGCGUCCAUUUCUUUGGGGGUUCUUCGUUGAGAAUCCUACAACAGUUCCUCGAUAGAGGCGUAGCCAACAAGAUCAAGUGCCACUUGCAAGUGGGUUCCUGCGACAUGUCAGCCAAUCUCUUCUCCAACCAGUUCAACAUCGCCCUCAACCAACAAGCAGCUAAGGUCGUUCUCGGCCGAUCUGCAGAAUUUGCGGAGUUCACCGUCGUGCCUUCACAUACGGCGCAGAGCAUUAAAUACUCAGCCCUCGCUCUAAAGAAAUAUGGAGGCCACUGUAUUGAGAAGCGAAUUCUGGGCUUCAACUGCCACGAGGAUCCCAUCAAGAUCGUCACAAAUCAAGUUUCACUUGAGCAAAACUACCCUGAUAAAACCUACUCCAUGCCAGACUUGACCUCGUUUUUGUGUGCACUGGUUCCAGACAAGACGGGCUCCAAGCUAGGGUAUAUCGAGGUCGACGAACAGGAGGGCGGUACACUUCUUUUCAAAAAGUCUGACAAGGGCAUCCGUAUGCUUGAUCUGGAUGGCGUUCAGGAGUUCCAUGAGAAAAAGAUGAAGGAUAUUUUCGACUUAUUAUCAAGUCGCACAGUGAUGAUGCUGUGACGGAGACAACUUUUGAUACCCAAAGGCGAGUUGGAAGUCAGAUAGUACUUUUAAUAGCUUCUCGAUGCACAGGAGCAUAAUCUCAAUUAAUAGAGAGAAAUAUUAGACAUCUUGACAAGUCCGAGAGCAUGAUGAGUGAAG
Messenger RNA from Fusarium verticillioides 7600, 1681 nucleotides. RefSeq lists its product as hypothetical. The coding region runs from base 245 to 1540 and encodes 431 amino acids. Lineage: Eukaryota; Fungi; Ascomycota; Sordariomycetes; Hypocreales; Nectriaceae. The transcript is spliced from 3 exons. The record is from RefSeq and is a predicted model, not a curated record.